AUGAAGAAGAAGAAGUCUAAGAAGAUACCAGACUCGACAGAUUCGGCAGUGCCCGCUGUUAACAAAACUGCCGACUCUCGCCCGGAAACAUCAGUUUUCACCGCGCCCAUCAAAACCUUUCAAACAAAUGAUGGCUCUCGAUUUAACAUUCUAUUGCCGCUACUUAAAGAAUGUCCAAAAUUGGCUGACAAAGUUUCUGAUCAAUGGGGUAUUGAACCUAAACUUGACAUUACCCCCCAGGUUGGCCAUAUAUUGGUGAAUUAUCUGUUCACCAAAAGAUAUGAGCACAUCAGACCGGAAGGCUCGUCGGAUGAAGAGCGUUUCCUUGCAGAAUUGGCCACGGAUAUCCGUGUCUAUGCUUUUGCUCAACAAAUGGAUUUCGUAUCGCUUCAGAAUCUCGCGAUUUGCGAGAUUCAGCGAAUUGGGAGAUUGCUUCCAUUCGUUACCAUCGUCGAUCAGGUGAGGAUCGCAUAUCCGCAGAUUCCUUCCGACGAUCUCUGGUUCAUCGGAUACUUGAAAUCUGGGAUCAAGUCAUUGGCAGAGAGUGAAUCGGCCCUGCCCAAACAGGGCACACUCAGCGUUAGUGACGUACUGUUGCAAGGUUUCAUCGAGUCAUAUACCAGUGGUAUAAGUUCCGGCAAAAGGUCACCGAAAGCUACUCCCUGUACUUCGCAAGACGGGUUCACGCUCGUGAUGUCGCAAAUUACCGAGUCAGAACCGGAAGCAAAUGCCGAAGGCUCGCUGAUGAAUCAUCGGCUUGGAGCUGAAUCUGAAGCCGAGCCACCAGUCCACAGGGAUCGCCACGAGAGCGAUGAGGGGCUUCGAGGCAGUCUUUUGGAGGAAAAACGAAGCGAAGUGGAAACCUGUCCGUUGGUGGAUGAGCUCAAGAUCGAGCCUGAGAUUGAAGCUGAGAAACCAAUCGCUGAUGAGACCGCUCACAAUGACAAUGACAUCUGGGGCAGCUGUAGCAGGAGGGAACCAGCGAAGACGAGCCCGGGCCGGCAUCUGACUCAGCCGCUACCCGAUUUCGAGCCUAGGAAGCCUGUCGUUGAAAGCAUAUUUACUUUUGGUGAAACAGGCUGGGGUGGGCAGCCAACGUGCCCACUGCGCUCAGAGCAUGUCUUUGGCGAUGGAUUGACCGGCUGCACCAACUGCCAGAACUUUGUUCAUCGAAUCUCAAAGAAGUUCGCCACGGCUCAAAUUUAG
This is a messenger RNA of Beauveria bassiana ARSEF 2860, 1206 nucleotides long. RefSeq lists its product as uncharacterized. The transcript is spliced from 2 exons. NCBI's taxonomy places the organism in Eukaryota, Fungi, Ascomycota, Sordariomycetes, Hypocreales, Cordycipitaceae. The record is from RefSeq and is a predicted model, not a curated record. The coding region runs from base 1 to 1206 and encodes 401 amino acids.